UUACUGCGAUGAUCAUUCUUCACUUUCAUCUACAACCGCAGUUCAAAUAUGAAUUAUUUCAUAUAUACUUUACCUCAAAACUCACCCUGUGGAAACGCCCUCCAUAUCCCGAGAUACAUUAUCAUAAUUAUAUUUUGGCGGGAUAAUCCUGGAAGUCCGUGUAUUUUCUAGGUUCCGGGUUUAAGUAAUCCGGCGUUAGGGUUUGUUAUGUGUCCCUGGUUUUAGUAAUUUUAUGUUCCCGGUUUUAGUAUUCCGGCGUUCCUGGUUUCAGUACCAGCCUAGCCUUCAGGGCUGCCGAUAUAAGGGGCUAACCGACCCUCCGCCGGCAUAUCCGCCUACCACGAUCAAGUUCCUGUCUUGGUGUUCAUCACGGAUUUUAGUUCGUAGGAUCGGACUUCACGCGAGAUUCACAGCAGAUUUCCCACAUGGCUAGUGCAUCACCAACAGCUUCAUCCAAUAAGGAGACCACUAACUAUGCACGCUUGUGUCGUCUCCUGGUUGAUGUUGGUACCCAGGCCCUUAGGGACACACUUGAUGCCAUUCACGCACCAGCAAAUCUUCACGCAGUUUUGGCGGCAAAUAAACCCACUUUACAAGGUCUCAGAUCAAGAAAAAUUAUCAAUUCGACGCAAUGGGGCAGGCUCUUUCCAGUCAUUCCUUCUUCAGUGUCUUCGAAAACCUUUGACACUACUCUUUUGAUGGUUCUCUUAAGAAAUGUGUGCGGCUUGCCUUCUCCAAUGACCGGGUGGGACACACUUCCCGCUGCAACGGACAUGACUCGUGAAGCAGAUAUUGCUCGUAUUAAGUACUUGAGAAACACCGUGUACGCCCAUGCCGAACAAGCUUCGGUUGAUGACACAACGUUCAACGCGUACUGGCAAGACAUUCGGGACAUUCUGGUGAGAUUGGGAGGGGUUAGGUACAGGGCAGCUAUCGACAAUCUGCAAACUGAGUGCAUGGACCCUGAAACUGAAGAUCACUACAAGCUACUUCUCAGUGAAUGGAAAAAGGACGAGGAAAACAUUAAAGAUGAGCUAAAAGAGAUCGGAACCAAGAUGACAGAUGUCAUGAAAAAACUGGAUGAUUUAACAGCAGCAACUGUGACUAACAGAAAGGAAUCAAGCGAUGAAGGUAGGUUUUAAUGACACUAAGGGUCGAUUUACACGGUAUUUUGUGACAAAUUUCUACUGAGUAGGAGACGAGGUGAAGUGUUCUUGUGUCAAAAUGGCGGACGAACUUGUUGUUG
This is a messenger RNA of Orbicella faveolata, 1246 nucleotides long. RefSeq lists its product as uncharacterized. Lineage: Eukaryota; Metazoa; Cnidaria; Anthozoa; Scleractinia; Merulinidae. Gene Ontology annotation, molecular function: zinc ion binding; ubiquitin protein ligase activity; protein binding. Gene Ontology annotation, biological process: proteasome-mediated ubiquitin-dependent protein catabolic process; protein polyubiquitination. The record is from RefSeq and is a predicted model, not a curated record.